AAGUAAUCUAAGAAAUCUAAAGAGGAAGAACCUGUAUUUAAUGGGAUAUUUAAAGAUAAUAGUGAUGAUGAAAAUGAUGAUAAAAGAAAGAAACAGACCCUAAUUUUAAAUGUUUCAGGUAAUAUAUGAAUUAGAAAAGAGAUACAAAAUAUGAUGUUGUUAAAUUUGUUGGUAAAAAAAUAUUCAAAUGGAUAUUGUAAUAUGAACCAGAUGGUGUUAAUUGGGAUAUGUUUUGGACAGAUGCAGCUGUUCAACCAGAAACCUUAGGUAAAAUGUAACGUAAGUUUAUUUAAAAAUAUAUUUAAUAGCUCACCAAAAGAUAAAUCACUUUCCAGGAAUGUAUUCUCUCGCUCGUAAAAAUCAUCUUGGUAGAAAUUUAAUGAAAAUGAGAAAAUAAUUUUCAAAUGAUUUUAAAUUCUUUCCAUAAACAUGGUUAUUACCAGCUGAAUAUGGAGAUUUUAAAAAUUAAUUUGUAAAAGGAAAAGUAAGAACAUUCAUUGUUAAACCAGAAGCAAGUUGUUAAGGAAGAGGAAUAUUUUUAACUAGAAAUAUUAAUGACAUAAAUCCCACUGAUCAUUAUGUUGCAUAAAGAUAUAUGCAUAGACCCUUUUUAAUAGAUGGAUUAAAAUUUGAUUUAAGAGUCUAUGUAUUAUUAGCUGGAACUGAUCCUAUGAGAAUUUAUGUAUAUUAAGAUGGUUUGGUAAGAUUUGCUACAGAACCAUAUGUCACACCAACUACAAACAAUUUAGAAGAUGUUUGUAUGCAUUUAACAAAUUAUGCUAUUAAUAAGGAAAAUCCAAACUUUGUUUUCAAUAAUGAUGCAACCAAAAUGGAUGUUGGUCAUAAAAGAUCUAUUAAAUCUGUUUUUGGUAAAUUAUAAGAGGAAGGACAUAACAUCCAAAAAUUAUGGCAAGAUAUGUAUAAAUUAUUUAUCAAAACAUUCUGCACUGUUUAACCAAUAUUAAGUCAUCAUUACAAAUCAUGUUAACCUGACAAUUAUGCAAAUAAUAUGUGCUUUGAAAUUCUCGGAUUUGAUAUCUUCAUUAAUGAUAAAUUAAGACCUUUUUUAUUAGAAGUGAAUCACACACCUAGUUUUACUACUGAUACUCCAUUGGAUUCGUUAAUAAAAAAAAAUCUUAUUAGAGAUACUUUAAAAUUGAUGAAUGUAAGUCUUAAAGCAAAAGAAGAAAUAAUAUCAUCAAGAAGAGAAUAAUUAUAAUAACGAGUUUUUACAGGAAAGAAAUAGAAAUUAACAUAAGAAGAAAAAAAUUUAUAAGUUUAGUAGUGUUCUUAAUAAAGAGAUUAACAUGAAAAUAACAAUUUAGGAGAUUAUGUUAAAAUAUAUCCAUUAGAAGAUGCUUCUGAAUAUAAUAAAUUUAUUGAAUUUGCCUCUGAAUUAUAAGAUAAUUGGACUGGUGCAAGUAAAAAUAAUAAAUAGUUAUUUGAUAGAUAUAAGAAGAAAUUAAAAGAAGGAGUAAUCUGAAACUCCUUAAUCCUAAUCUAAUAAACCUCCCACUAUUCCAGUAAAAAAACCAAAUACUCCUUAAAUGUUACCUAAAAUUAAUGAGAAAUAAAAUAAAAUUCAUCUUUCAAUAGAGCCUUAAAAGAAUGAAGAAAUAAAAAGCAAAACUUAAUCAAUAGGGAAAAUAAAAAAAGAUUCUUAAAGAUAAGUAUCUGACCCACCUCUACCUAAAUAACAUUAGAGUAUGAGAAAUGUUUAAUAAUCACUUUAAUAACAGUAAGCUAUAUAAUAAUAAUAAAAAUCCUGUUUAUAACCUAGAUUGUUUGAUUUAGACAUUUUAAGCACU
Messenger RNA from Paramecium sonneborni, 1808 nucleotides. Lineage: Eukaryota; Ciliophora; Oligohymenophorea; Peniculida; Parameciidae. The record is from the annotation of a GenBank genome assembly.